Molecule: messenger RNA, 2077 nt
Organism: Jaculus jaculus (lesser Egyptian jerboa)
Lineage: Eukaryota; Metazoa; Chordata; Mammalia; Rodentia; Dipodidae
Gene: Spcs3
Product: signal peptidase complex subunit 3
Exons: 5
Coding region: 88-630 (180 amino acids)
Biological process (GO): protein targeting to ER
Cellular component (GO): signal peptidase complex; membrane
Source: RefSeq, a predicted model, not a curated record
UGGGAACGUGCGCACCGCGGGGGCGCGCGGGGCUGAGGGAGCUGGGGUGCGUGUGGGUGAACACGCGGCUCCUGAGAGACGGUCGCAAUGAAUACGGUGUUGUCGCGGGCGAACUCCUUGUUCGCCUUCUCGCUGAGCGUGAUGGCGGCGCUCACCUUCGGCUGCUUCAUCACCACCGCCUUCAAAGACAGGAGCGUUCCGGUGCGACUGCACGUCUCUCGAAUCAUGCUAAAAAAUGUUGAAGACUUCACUGGACCUAGAGAAAGAAGUGAUCUGGGGUUCAUUACAUUUGAUAUAACUGCUGAUCUAGAAAACAUAUUUGACUGGAAUGUUAAACAGUUAUUUCUUUAUUUAUCAGCAGAAUAUUCAACAAAAAAUAAUGCUCUGAACCAAGUUGUCCUUUGGGACAAGAUUGUUCUGAGAGGUGAUAAUCCGAAGCUACUGUUGAAAGAUAUGAAAACAAAAUAUUUUUUCUUUGAUGAUGGAAAUGGUCUCAAGGGGAAUAGGAAUGUCACUUUAACCCUGUCUUGGAAUGUUGUACCAAAUGCUGGAAUUCUACCUCUUGUGACGGGAUCAGGACAUGUAUCUGUCCCAUUUCCAGAUACAUAUGAAAUAACAAAGAGUUAUUAAAUUAUUCUGAGUUUGAAACAACAUAUUUUUAUACUUAUAUCUCAUUUAUCUCUUCCUUUUCAUCUGUAUUUGUUUUUGAUUUUUUUUUUCUUUCUUUUUUUGGGGUGGGGUAAAGAAAAUAAACAUCAAAGGCACAUAUCUGAAGAGAAAGGUACUAAGGGAUUAACUUAGUUUUACAAACAAGGCAAAAGCUACCAGAGUAGCAUAUGUUCAAAAUAAGACAACUACAUAAUUAUCUGUAUAAGCAUAUAUAUUUGAAGUUUCCUCUGUAUUUUCAUUAUAUGUGGAAUAUAAAGUGAGCAUGAAGGGUUUUUUAAACUUUUGGGUGUCUUUAGAGUUAUAAAAACUCUGAGUUUUAUGUUUAGCAUUCAUACAAGUUCACAUUAGAUGUGAGGUAGCUAUAGACAUUCUCUUAUCUCUUAGUAUAUGUUACAUUACUAGAAAAUUAAUAUAGUUAUUUGUUCAAAGUUUGGUUUACAAAAAAAAGUCUAAAGUGAUAGAAUUUUAUUCCAUGUGCUUAGUUUUCAUAGGUGAGUAGCAGCUUUCUCCACUUAAGAUCUAAAUACCUCUUUGUGGUAAAAAUCAUUCAGACUCAUUUUAUAGUCUCAAGUGAACCAAAAUUAUGUCCCUUAGUGCUUUCUCCCAGCAAGUUUCUUUUGUAUAUCUUUGUAUAAUUUUUUAAUAUUGCCAUUGAAAGUUGAAAAUGUGUGUGUGGUUUGAAUUGAGUUUGUUCUAAUGAGCAUGCCAAUGGAGUUCUUCACAAUUUUCUGUAGUCCUGCAUUUUAAUAACUAAGGAAGUAGUAACAUUUGGCGUGUGCUUUUCGAUAUACAACACCCUCUGGUAUCUUUGAUUUAUGCUAUUUUCAACAUUGUAAUGAGGCAAAUAGUGCAAAUUAUAGCUCUUAGUAGAUGACAAAACUGAAACCCAGAGGAUUAUUGAAUUACUUCCAAAUUAAAUAGCAAGGAAUGAAGUUAAAACUUUAACUCCCAUCUGAUUCUCUAAGCUUACCCUUUCUUGUACACCUUAGUUUGCACACUAAUCAGUUUUGCUUACUGAUUUUUGUUGCGGAUUUUAUUACCUUGAGCACAUUUUUCUGUCCCUCCUAAAAUAUGUUUCCUAUCCUGUAUGGAAGGGACUCAUUUUAAAGCUGCCAGCUGCUUAUAUAGUGAUAAUGCUCUAUUCUGUUCAUAUUCCUUGGUUUAGGAAAGUCUAAAUGUAUGCAGAAAAAUUAAAUACACUGAUUGAACAUAGGCACAAUGGAUUUCAGUGCAGUGAUCAGAUAAUACCCUUGGUGGUGAUAAGUGUAAAUGAACUACGCUUAAGAACAAGAACCAACACUGUACUUAUAAUAUCAAUAGUAACCAAAAAGGGCUAAUUCUUUCUAAUAAUAGUUAAAUUAACAUUUGUUGUGUUUAACUCAUAAAAUACAUUGCUGUUUACCAGCUA